AUGGACUUGUUCUACCUGGGCCGUCAGCUUAUCACGGCCUUGCCUUCUGGGAACAGUACCGAUGUCAGCGAUCUACCCAUCAAACUUCUCGAAGCGGUCGUUCCUGGUUACAGUCUCUUCGCGAACGCUGCACAACAAUGGCUCGGCUUCGACAUGAGUCUGAUCAUGACAUGUAUCGCCUUCUUCUUUAUCGCCAAACGUGCUGUUGACUUCAUCUGGAUCCGUAUUUACGGCACGUUUCUCGACCACUUCACAAGCUCUGUGCACAUCGACGGUAGUGAUGAACUAUACACCACAGUCAUGAAAUGGGUCGCAGCAACCAGGCCUGAUCUGUCCAAACGGUCACUCACUGCUCGCACUCAGUAUGGAUGUAUGUACGAUUCGGAUGAUGAAGACGAAGAUGAGGAUACAGAUAUGCUCGCAAAAGUCGCUAUUGGUGAUCAUGGCUACUUCAACUUCUCAAAAACUGCUGCACGCAUCCCACCUCGCUACGAACCCGAUCAUGGUCAAUUCUGGUUCUCAUCUCCAAGCGGCACCUUUCAGUUCAGAAAAACUGAAUACACUUCCCGUGGUAGCGAUGGCAUUGAACGCACCGAGUCUUGUGUCGAUCUCUCUUGUAUCGGCCUCAAUACCAACCCUAUCAAGUCGUUGCUCGCCGACAUCAAGGCAUGGACUGUACGCAAAGAGGGGUCAAAGACGGUAAUCUGCAUACCCGCAGCAGAGCGCUGGAAUGGAUGGAUGAGAGGUUCUGAGCGCCCAUCACGCCCAAUCGACACUGUAAUCCUGGACUCGGAGCAAAAGUCACGCCUCUUGCAAGAUAUGAACGAAUACUUGGAUCCUCUGAGCUCAAAGUGGUAUGCUUCUCGUGGCAUUCCCUACCGUCGUGGCUACCUAUUUUCUGGUCCUCCUGGGACUGGUAAGACCAGCUUGAGCUUCUCACUUGCUGGUAUCUUCGGUCUAAACAUCCACAUCAUCAAUCUCAUGGAUCCAUCCCUGACUGAGAGUAUGCUAGCAAGACUGUUCAACCACCUGCCGAAGAGGUGUAUCGUCUUGUUCGAGGAUAUCGAUGCGGCGGGAAUCAAGAAGCGUCAAGAUGAGUCUGAUUCUGACUCUGACUCCGACUCUGACUCCGACUCGGAGCAUGAGAGUGCUGAGAGAAGUUCGGUGAGGUCGACGGCUGGCAAGAGCAAGAGCAGGGGUCGCGCCAUGGCCAGAGGACAUGUCAUCGCCAAUGGUUCAAAAGGUUCAGCUAGUCCAGAUGUUGGGGCAGCCAAGAACCAUGUCAAUGGCGACACAAAGCAAGACGUCACCUUGGUCACGCCUACAGUGGUUCCCAAUGGCAAACCCCUCGUCACUACCAAUGGUAGAAGCACAUCCCGAGACUCAGUCGCGCAUGUCUCAAUCACACACNNGACGCUGAAGGAGCCUCUUCACAUUCAAUGUGCGGAUUAUCCUCGCCGCAAGGCUCCCAGCACCAGCUUCAAGGUCCCCUUACCGUCGACUCCCUGGCUCGCGCCCUCAUUGCAGCAACUCGCCAUUCCCGCUCGAAAUCUUCAUCCCCUCCGCCUCGUAAACGUCGCAGUCGUAAACACAAAUCGUCAUCCUCGUCUGACNAAUAAGGAUGAGCCCACAUCGAAGAUCUCGCUGUCCGGUCUGCUCAAUGUGAUCGACGGCGUUGCAACACACGAAGGUCGCAUCCUCAUCAUGACAACCAACCACCCUGAAAAGCUCGACCCAGCAUUGGUACGCGCAGGAAGAGUCGACAUGCAGAUUCGAUUCUCCUAUGCCACUACCCCGCAGAUCAAGAGUUUGUUUUUGAGAAUGUACACUGGGGAUAACAUUCCUGCUGUCACUACAGGAACAUUCUUGUCGACGAUUGGCAUCAAGAAAGACGCAGAAGGUAUCGCUGGAGAUGGAGUUGCAGAGGCACUGCUUACACAAGAUGAAUUGGAGGACUUGAGUACAGAAUUCGCUGAUAAGCUGCCGGAGGGAAAAUUUGCUCCUUCAGAUGUGCAGGGUUACCUACUACUGUACAAGAAGAAGCCCAGAGAGGCUGUUGGUCGGGUUGAGGCGUGGAGAGAUACAAAGCUCUUGGAGGUAGCUGAGAAGGAGAAGAAUAAGCCUGCUGGAAAGAUGGUGAAGAAGACUUGA
Messenger RNA from Aureobasidium musti, 2151 nucleotides. The record is from the annotation of a GenBank genome assembly. Lineage: Eukaryota; Fungi; Ascomycota; Dothideomycetes; Dothideales; Saccotheciaceae.